This is a messenger RNA of Rotaria socialis, 2274 nucleotides long. The record is from the annotation of a GenBank genome assembly. NCBI's taxonomy places the organism in Eukaryota, Metazoa, Rotifera, Eurotatoria, Philodinida, Philodinidae.
AUGAUGGCUGAAAACAAUAUUAAUUCGACACCAGAGUUGGUACAUGUUGCUGAUUUGGCACAUGCUCGAGCACAAGAACUGCAGUCACUUCUCGAUGAACUUGGCCACCGACAAGAUAAACAUCGAACCGCUCUUCAAAUUCUUCCACGUUAUAUGCGACGUCGCGCGGCUAGUUAUAAUAUUAAACGUUUACCACGUUCCCUUCGUCCUUUAGCUGACCCUAAGACGGGUACAGCUAAAACCAAACGACCGUCUCGUCGUUAUCGUCGUCGACCACGAGAUUUACUUUCAUCGUACACGAAUCGUCAACGACAAACUAAAUGGCUUAAAACUCAUAUAUGGCAUGCAAAACGUUUUCAUAUGAAUACAUUAUGGAACUAUCGUCUUCCUGAAAAAUCAAAUACAAAAUCGAUUCGACCAACAUAUAAAUCAUUACGUGAACGAUGUUUACUUCAUGAUAUGUCCUACUAUGGAUGCAUUCAAUUAGAAGGUAGUGAAGAAGAAAUUCUUGAGAAGAUCAAGCCACUUUUCCCAUCAUCAAAUAAUAAUCUAACACCAAGAGCUAAAAUGUAUCUUACUGGACAAUUUGAAGGGCAAUGUUUGAUAUAUAAACCUAAUACAGAAGAGUGUUUAACACCCAUUAGCUUUAUGUGGAUGCCACCAAAUAAUCAACAACGUAAACUUUGGCUAUGGUGUCAUCCAGCAUCGUAUGAUUUCCUUGCACGCAUACUUAUUUCACUAUUUGGUACUUCGUCAUCCAUAUCAACGGAAGAACCACCUGUAAAAAAACAAAAAAACGACGGAGAACAACAACAAAAACAACUACUACCAGUAACUGUUACUUUAUUACGAGAUCAACAACAGUUAGCUCGAUUUCGUUUAAUUGGUCCACUUGCAAUGGCUAUUCUUAAACAUGCGCUUCAUCCAAGCAUCUUACCCGGUAAUGCUAUUGAGAGAAAGACGGCACCAUUUUCUUGGUGGUCAAAUCAAGCUCAUGCAACUGAUAUACAUCAAAAACAACUUCAAUUUUGGAAUAGUAAUGCUGGUAACACAUCGACAAUGAUGCCAAAUCGAAUUGUUUCACUGGUGGUACGUGAUCCACGUGUCUUUACACCAAUUAAACCAAAAUUAACUAUUCAUUCGAAAACAAAUAUUGAAAAAAUGGAAUCAUUUCCACCGUCAUCAAUUGAUCUUGCUAGUUCACCAUUAUGGAAUGAAAAAUAUCGUACAUAUUGUUGUGAACAUAAAUUAGCAACCUAUCAAAUCAACCUUAUUCGAUCAAAAUCAACAGUUGAUAAUAAUGAAUUAAAAUUAAAUGAAGAAGAAUCACAAAUACCAAUUAUACUUAUUCAUCAUUAUGAUCUUUUAUCACCCGUAUCAAAACAGCGAGAGAAUAGAAAUGAUUUCGGCAGUGGGUGGGAUAUCAUUUUACCUAAUGAAUGGGCACAACUAUUUUGGAUUUCACUUGUUUAUAGUGGUGCAAGACCAAUUGGCCAAAAAGAACUUUCAUUCAUUGCCCAUGAAACUGGAGAAUUUCUAUUUCCACAAGAAUAUCCAGAUACAGAUGCCGGUGUUAGUUGGACAUCAAAAAUUGAAUCUGAACAAUUGACAUAUUUUUCUAAAUGUCCACCUUCGAAACGGCCAAAUUUUUUUCUUAAUGGUAUCACUAGCCCAUUUCGUCCACUAUGGGCAAAUAUUGUACAUGAUUGGGCAAUGGAACGUGAUCCUUCAAGCACUGUGAUAGAUUCUCAUCGAUUUUAUGUUUUACGUGAUCGACGUCAUCUUUCGUUAGAUAAUUUUCGAGCACAUUUACAUUCACUGGUGCCAAUUCGUAUUAGUAUUAAAGGAAAAAAAGGUGUUAUUGAUAGUUCAACAUUAAUCUAUUUGCCUUCUAUGGAUGAUUUAAAGGAUAAUAGAAAGACAAUCGUCGAAUCUCGACAUAGUGAUCAAGCUCGAAUAGAAGAACGCAAAAUGAAAAAAGCUAAACAAUCUUAUCAAAAAGGUAAAACCAUGGUUAAAUUACUUGAACAGCGAGCAAAUAAUCGUGAACGAUCUAUUAUUCAUGAUUGUGAUCGAAAAUUAUUAGGUGCGAUUACAAGUGGUGCAUAUCAAUUUUCGAAAGCAUGUUGUACAGGAAAAGGUUUUAUAGCUAUGGGUGGUUUGAUAAUUCUGUCAGAACAGCAAAAACAAAAGAAUGCCAAGAAACAAUCUCUACAAGUUUUAAUACGAACAAUGAAAUCACAAUACUAUCGAUGGGCAUCAUUAGAAUUUUAA